UCAGGAACCAGCGCGCGCGAGAGAGAGAGUCGAUCGAGGAGGAAUCGCCUGAGACGAUGAGCGCCGGCCAGCGUAUGCCGUCUCCGCCUGCGGCGGUGGCCGGGCCUCUCCUGCUUCUGUUCGUCGUGCCCUUCUGGAGCCAUGCGGUGUCGGCGGACGGCGGCGCUUCGGCCUGGACGACGGCGCUGCAGAAGCACGUGGCGUUCUUCGACGCCGACAACGACGGCAUCGUCUCCUUCUUCGAGACCGAGCAAGGGCUUCGAGCCAUCGGCCUUGGAGCUGCCGAGGCCACCGUCAAGGCAACCUUGAUCAACGGAGUCAUCGGACCCAAGACCAGACCUGAAAAUGCUACGACGUCAAAGUUCUCAAUCUACAUAGAGAACAUCCAUAAAGGGAUCCACGGAAGCGACAGCGGCUCGUACGAUGCUCAAGGGAGGUUUGUCCCCGCGAAGUUCAACGAGAUAUUCACCAAGCAUGGCAAGGUCGAACCGAAUGCUGUGAACGAGCGCGAGCUGGAGGCGAUGCGCACCGCAAACAGGAUGGACGGCGACGACAUAGGAAGGGCGGCGUCGAAGGCGGAGUGGGACUUGUUGUACAGCCUCGCCAAGGACAAGGACGGCUUCCUUCAGAAGGACGCCGCGCGCACCGUCUUCGACGACAGCCUCUUCGUUCUGCUGGCGAAGGACGGCUCGUCUCGAAAUUAAGCAAGCAUGACUUGUAUUUGUACUUGUCCUGUCGUUGAUUGUUGAUUAUAAGGUCACUGCACAAUUAUUGUCAAUGUAAAAAAGGGACUGUCUAUUUG
Molecule: messenger RNA, 802 nt
Organism: Triticum urartu
Lineage: Eukaryota; Viridiplantae; Streptophyta; Magnoliopsida; Poales; Poaceae
Product: putative peroxygenase 5
Molecular function (GO): monooxygenase activity; calcium ion binding
Source: RefSeq, a predicted model, not a curated record